AAGAAAAAAGGUCGAUUCUCAAACGCAUUUUAUUUCUUUGCCUUCCCAGAGCGCUGCAUGCAGUUUGGUCAUAUCUUUGCUGUUUCAACGCUCGGCAGUAUCUAUUUUUAUUUAUGCCUAUGGAUUUAUAUGUCGCGGAAAGGAAAAUAUCGUGUUAAUGGCUAAAAACGCUUCACCGGCAAUGGUUGUCGAUAAGGAUAAAAAGAAGAAGGAGCGGAGUCGGGAUAAAAAGAAAAAACGCUCUGGAUCAACUAGCAGUGACAGCAGUCAGUCUUCAUCAGACAGUUCUUCAUCUUCUUCAGAUUCAAGUUCAAGUAGCAGAAGUUCAUCAUCAUCUUCAAGUUCAUCUUCUUCGUCCUCAUCAAGUAGUGCAUCAGAGAGAAUUCGCCCCAAAGGAUCAGAUAGAGCACGUAGUAGAAGUCCAAAACUCAAAGCAGAAAAAAGUAGGGAAUCGAAGCCAGUAAAAACUGAUAAACCUAAAGCAGACACAACUGUCCCUCCAAGGCGUAGUCAAUCUCCGCCUGUCGAGAAAGACAAACCUAAAAACAGAUCGCGAUCCCAAUCUCCUCGUCGCAAACGAAGGGAGCGUUCUGUUACACCAAGACCUGUUAGGAUUCAUAUUGGCAGAUUAACUCGCAAUGUCACAAAAGAACAUGUUCUUGAAAUAUUUUCAGUCUACGGAAGUAUAAAAUCAGUAGACUUUCCUUUAGACAGAUUUCAUCCUCAACAUGGGAAAGGAUUUGCUUAUGUUGAAUACCAAACCCCAGAUGAAGCUGAAGAUGCUAUGAAGCACAUGGAUGGUGGUCAAAUAGAUGGGCAAGAAAUAACAGCAGCACCAGUUUUAUUGCCAAAGCCUAGACCGCCUGUGCGAAGAAUGUCACCUCCUGGUUCCAGGAGACCUGCUCCAAGAUGGAGAGGACGUUCUCCCCCAAGAUAUAGAAGACGCAGUCCACCUCGAAGGAGGUCACCCCCAAGAAAGCGAAGUAGAUCAAGGAGUCCCCAAAAGAGACGCAGGCACAGUAGGUCUAGUUCAAGCAGUUCCAGAUAA
This is a messenger RNA of Ctenocephalides felis (cat flea), 1048 nucleotides long. RefSeq names its product RNA-binding protein with serine-rich domain 1-A-like. Gene Ontology annotation, biological process: mRNA splicing, via spliceosome. Lineage: Eukaryota; Metazoa; Arthropoda; Insecta; Siphonaptera; Pulicidae. The record is from RefSeq and is a predicted model, not a curated record. Gene Ontology annotation, molecular function: RNA binding. Bases 158 to 1048 code for a protein of 296 amino acids. The transcript is spliced from 2 exons. Gene Ontology annotation, cellular component: cytoplasm; nucleoplasm; ASAP complex.